UCAUCGGCGUCGUCGCGGCAAAGCAGUGAGGUAUCAAUUAUGGCCGGAAGAGAGACCCGGCACCUCCACCGCCUCCCUCAAAUCGUCAACACGACGGCCCUCGAGGACCGCAUCAAUCUCCAGCAGCGCGAGAUCCAGUCCCUCCUCUUAGACAACCAACGCCUCGCCGCCACGCACGUCGCGCUCAAGCAGGAGCUCACCGCCGCGCAGAGCGACCUCCGCAACCUGAAGGCCGUCGCCGGCCAGAUCAAAUCCGAGAGGAACGCCGAGGUGCGCGAGGUCUACGACAGGUCGUUGAAGCUGGACGCGGAGCUCCGCGGCCUGGACGACAUGACCGCCGAGCUGAGUAUCGUCCGGAACGACAUUGAGGACCUGAGAACGUCGAGGAUGGAGCUGGCGGAGGAGUUGAAGAAGAUCCAGGGAGAGAUUGAGAGGGCUAGGUCGGAUGAGUCGAAGCAAUUCGAAGCUAGUAGAGACGAAAUUGAGACCUUGAAGGUUGAAAUUGGGAAAGGAAGGGCUGCAAUUGAGACUGAAAAGAAAACAAGAGCUACUAACCUUGAGCAUCGGCAAGCUAUGGAGAAUUAUAUGGCGGCGUUGGCUGUCGAAAUCGAAAAGCUUCACGGUGAGUUGGCAAAUGCAGAGAAGAGAGCCAGGGCUGCUGUAGCAGCAGCAAAUCCAGGUCCUGGGUACCCUAUGGCUUAUGGCAAUGCUGAUGUGCUCUACGGAGGAAAUGCGUACCCUGACUCCCACGCCAUGCAUCAGGGUCACGGUACUGCUGACGGUACCUCUCAAUAUGGUCCUCCUCAAAUGCCACACUAAGACCUUCAACAAACGCAUGUACAGAGAUAAUAGUGAGAUGGGGCAUUCAGACGACCGUAACCAGACCACAGCCUUGUUUUGUUGUAUGGCUUCAAGAUGUAAUUAUCCAACAUUUCCAAAAAGUUUUGGAUGAGCAUACAAGAGUUGAGAGGGGCAAUGCUAUGAUUUCCUUAAGCUCCAUAUGGUAAUCAUCUUACCAUCCGUAAUUCUGAUUGAAGCUAGCAGAGCGACCAUAAUCAAACACAAGAUUUUCGGUGUGAGCGUUUUUGAUUUGGGGCCCUUGAGUCAAAUUUCAGUUGCAUCAACGCUCGGGAGAAUUGCACAAAUGGGUGCAAGUGAAGCUAUGAUCCGUGCACCUUUCAUGGUUUUAGAUCACUAAUGAAGAAGUCGAUUUGAUUUUAAAUUAUUUGUACACUAUGAGAAUAAGAAUUCAAGUACAGUCCAUUGUUGGUUGGCCCCGAAGUUCUUUCCAACACAAGGUGAGAUUUCUGCAGCAUGUAGGGUAUCAAUUCCAAUUUACCGCUUUUUUCACUUUUGACAAGAAUUUCAAUUUAGUGCUUUCAACAAAAGUCUUAUAUAGACAAGAGACAGAGAACCAUUCGGCAUACAAUUUGCUUCAAACUCUAUUCCGAAUUUAUUUCAGAUUUCCAUCCAGAUGACCCUGUAUUAGCGAAAGCUGACUGGACUUUUUUUUUUCAGUGAGGGCGAAGCUGACUUGACUUUUUGUUUCAGUGAAGAGGGCGAUCAAAAUAAAACAUCACUUCUCCAUAUAGUCAUGGGGCUACAGUCCCACCGAAUAAGUUUUACUUGAGCAAUCAUUAAGGCCAUGACCCUUCAUCGCCAAAUUAAGACUGAAGAUUUACUAGUGCAGAGCUGAAAAUCCACAAAACCAUCCAUUUAUGUGCAAUAACCAUAACCUACAACUUUAUUCCCCAGAUUUAAGUCGAUGUUCUACAACUGCUAAAUGCCCCUAGAUCAUAGCCAACAGAGUUGCCAGCCCACAAGUACACUACUUGAUAUCAGAUAUUGAAACACAUAGGAAAUCCAUAAUAUUGAACAUGGCAUUCCUUUUUAUUCAAGUACAACGUAACUAAUAUGGAUAAUGCAUUACAACCAAAAAUCGAGUCC
Messenger RNA from Argentina anserina (silverweed cinquefoil), 1947 nucleotides. RefSeq names its product protein FLC EXPRESSOR. The transcript has 4 exons. NCBI's taxonomy places the organism in Eukaryota, Viridiplantae, Streptophyta, Magnoliopsida, Rosales, Rosaceae. The coding region runs from base 40 to 819 and encodes 259 amino acids. The record is from RefSeq and is a predicted model, not a curated record.